UUGAACAUUACCUUGAACCCUAUACUGUUGAAAGAUACUCUAAUUGAAGAUGACAAUGUGCAAUUGACUCUUGGAAAAAGGAAAGUUACUUGCCAUAAAGAUUUCAAACUUUUUGCCACCACAAAACUGUUAAACCCGGUUUUCUCUCCGAAUAUAUUCAGCAAAAUGACAGUGAUACACUUUGUCUUAACCAUAGGUGGACUUGAAACCCAGCUUCUACAGACUGUGAUGGCCAAGGAAAGACCUGAUUUGGAAGAGAAAAAGCGAGCAGUGAAUGUAAAAAGAACUGAUGAUAAGAUAGCUCAAAGAGAAAUGGAAGAAGCCAUAUUAAACAUCUUGCAAACAACUGGUGGAAAUAUAAUUGAGAAUGAGGGCGCUAUUCAAUCACUUGAUGAAGCAAAGAAAAGUCUAGUGAAACUGGUGGCUAGCCAAAAACUUAGCAAGUCCACUGAUGAGUCGAUCAUGAAGAGUUAUUAUCUACUCUACUCGGAUGUUUCAAAGUAUGCUGCAAUGCUCUACAAUUGUUUGGCUCAACUGGUUCACAUUGAUCCUCUCUAUCAGUUUUCUCUUUCCUGGUUCAGCAAAAUCUAUGUGACAUCCAUUGAAGCCGUACAGAGAGCGGAAAAUUUGGAUGAUCGUUUGAGAGAUUUAAUGAGCCAUCUUACUCAUAGUUUAUAUGAGGGCGUUUGUUGUUGCCUGUUUGGAAAGGACUGUCUCAUAUUCUCAUUCAUUUUGUGCACCAGUAUACUCAUCUGGAAAAAUCAACUGGACAGGAAUGAAGUUAUGUUUCUCAUGAAACCAAUCUCCUGGAAGAACUCCAAUGGACAUGAAUUUGAUGUAACGAAUCCCCUAUCCGAUUGGCUACCUGAUGAAAUAUGGAAUUCGAUGAGAGUCUUGGACAACGUAGAAGCUUUCAAAGAUUUCAAAGAGCACUUCCUAGAGAAUUCAACUCUUUGGAGGCAGUAUUAUGAUGAUGAGAAUCCUUUUGAAAUCAAGUUGCCUGAUCCCUGGGAGAAAUUGAGUCACUUUCAAAAACUCAUCAUAUUGAGAAUUUUCAGAGCUGACAAAUUGGUUCCAGCAAUAAAAGUUUUUGUGGAAACACAUUUAGGAGAACAUUAUGUUGUUAGUCAGCAGUUUGAUUUGGAAAAAUCAUAUCAAGAGUCGAGUAACAUCACACCUUUGCUCUUCAUUCAAUGCGCUGGGGUUGACCCAAUGACAAAUUUGAUUCAAUUCGCUGAGAAAAUGCAGUACAAGAACAAGCUUCAAAUACUAUCUCUCGGACAAGGACAGGGAGAAUUGGCUUCGAAAACAGUUGAAAAAGCAAAAUUGGAAGGUUCAUGGGUUUGCUUACAAAACUGUCACCUAGGACUGGAUUGGUUGUCUCAACUUGAACAUAUUUGCGAGAAUUUGAAAUGUGACAUCCACUGUAAUUUUCGCUUGUGGCUGACAAGUGAACCAACAAAUAAGCUACCAAUAUCAGUGUUGCAGAGAGCAAUAAAAAUGACGUUUGAACCCCCAACAGGGUUGAAGCAGAAUAUGAUGUCAAUAUUCUGUUCGGAACCGGUGACUGAUGAUAACUUUUUCUAUGGUUGUCCCGGUAAAGAUAGACAAUUCACCAGAUUGCUAUUUGGCAUGUGUUUUUUCCAUGCAGUAAUUCUAGAAAGGAAGAAUUUUGGUCCUAUAGGGUGGAAUAUUCCUUACAGUUUCAAUGAGUCUGAUUAUAAAAUAUCAGUUCAACAAUUGCAGAUGUAUUUGAAUGACUCUAAAUCGGUACCUUAUGAAGCUAUAUUAUACCUGACUGGUGAAUGCAGCUAUGGCGGCCAGGUUUCUGAUGAUUGGGAUCAACGCACUUUAAACACUCUGCUUACGAAAUAUAUCAAUCCAAAUAUGAUAGAACCGGAAAAGUACAGAAUGCUUGCACAAUCUGAUUACAUCAUACCUAUAAAGUAUGAGUUCAGCUCCUACAUUGGUAUAGUGCAGGGUCUUCCUAAUAAUCCUCCAAAUGAUGUAUUUGGUCUCCAUUCGAAUGCUUCCAUUUCUCAAAAUCUCCAUAGUACAAAGUAUCUAUUGAAUGCUGUACUCUCUGUGCAGCCUGAGUUCAUUGCAAUUAAACAAGAAACUGAAAAAAUUGAUGAAAUGCACAUCUCUUCCAUCAUUUACGAUAUUUUGAGCAAGCUUCCUGGAACGUUUGAUAUCUGUUCAGUAACAAACAAACAGAAUCUUUGCAACAAAAAUGUCAUGAAUAUUGUCCUCAUUCAAGAAAUGCGAAGAUUCAAUACACUGCUGGAAACCAUUAGAUCAUCAAUUGAAGACUUAAGGAGUGCCAUAGAAGGGCUCAAUGUAUUUACUCCACAUCUUCAUACAUUAACAAAUUAUAUUUUAAACAAUCAUUUUCCAAGGACUUGGAUGGAUAUUUCCUAUCCUAGUCGAAAGAACCUAUCAAGUUACAUCUGCGAUCUUGUGAAAAGAGUAGAGGUUUUAAAGGAAUGGGAACGAAACGGAAUACCGAAUGAAUACUGGUUGUCUGGCUUCUACUUUCCUCAAUGUUUUUUGACAGCUGUUCUACAAAACCAUGCUCGGAAGAACUCAUUUUCAGUCGCUGAUCUGACAUUUGAUUUUGAAGUGAUGCAAACUGACUCACUACAAAUUUGCAAUCAAGGAGUGUAUGUUCAUGGCUUAUUUAUCGAAGGUGCUCGAUGGGAUAGAGCGAUACGGCGAUUAACAGAGCAAUUUCCCAAGGUUCUUUUUGACACGUUGCCUUUAACAUGGUUUAAACCCAUAUUGAAAGAUGAACUGGCAAUCAGAGAAAGGUACAGAUGUCCGAUUUAUAAGACAACUGAGAGGAGAGGAACCAUGUCAACUGCAGGUCACUCAACCAACUAUAUUCGUUCCUUGCUUCUUGAUACAGAUCAACCGUCUUCGCAUUGGAUCAAGCGUGGUUGUGCUCUCUUAUGCCAAAAAGAUAUGUAAUCGAUAACAAACUCUGAAAAAUUCAUUUUAUUGUCCCAUACACUCAACAUCAACAAAUGUUUAGUGAACCAGUGUUUACAGUAUGCUCUACUUAUAAAGAGUGUUUCUAGAAUAGACCAGA
Molecule: messenger RNA, 3091 nt
Organism: Nilaparvata lugens (brown planthopper)
Lineage: Eukaryota; Metazoa; Arthropoda; Insecta; Hemiptera; Delphacidae
Product: dynein heavy chain 7, axonemal-like
Exons: 15
Coding region: 166-2970 (934 amino acids)
Biological process (GO): microtubule-based movement
Cellular component (GO): dynein complex
Molecular function (GO): minus-end-directed microtubule motor activity; dynein intermediate chain binding; dynein light intermediate chain binding
Source: RefSeq, a predicted model, not a curated record